AUGCUGACAAUAAAGCAUGCGCAGGUCAGUCAUGCCAUUUUGUCGAAUGAACUUGAGGAAACGAAUAUUAAACAGUGGAAUCUGGUUCGGCCGGAGGAGAAAGUCAGUAACACGUGACACGCAGUUUGGAAUCAGAAUCCCAGUCAGCCUCAACCGUCUCACCAGAUUCUUUCCCUUGAAUCUGGCCGCGAUCCAGAAGAUAGUAGUUGUGGCAGCCUUCCCAUGACCUGAUUUGUACCUGAAUGAGGCCGCCAUGAUUUUGGGAGUGGCCAACUGGCGGGAUAGUUUAUGUCCUCAGACAGCAUCGGCUCAUUUACGGGAGUUUUAUGGCACAUCCUAGUGUAUGAGGUCUGAUUCGGUUGAAAAUAGGGGGCUAGCAUGCGUCUCGCACGUGACCCGGCCAGCCGCAAACACACACCGCCAUCCUCGGUUGCUCACUUUCUAGAACCUGACAAGAAAUAAUCUUCAUUAUCAUGUGCCUCACGCGUGAGUUACCACUACCACCCUCCACUUCGUGAUCGCCUUCGUACGGAAUAAUGGACAACCCGUUGUGUUUUGAGCAAUUUACUUUCAAUUUCUUGCCUUCCCGAGUGCUCAUUUUCACUAGUGACCUGUUUAUGGGACUUGCUUAUUGUAAUGCCUCCGAUCGGCCCUCAGGUCACAGUAGAACAAUAACGACGAAACUGACCGCUGCAUCAGGCCUGUGUGCCUGCAUUUUACGUAGCCAAAGCCCAUGCUGUUUGCUUGUAUUUAUUAGACUCUGGUGCCCACUUAGUAAGAAAUUAAAUGUUCUGGCAGAUCAUAGCCAAAACUUUUAGAAGCGACGGCUCUAAACCGCAUCGAAAAUCUGUAUCAGCUUCUGCAGAGCCUCGUAGGGAAGUUUCACGACUGAUCAAUUAAACCGGUAAUGGGUAGCACGUGAUAAUGAAUUUGACGCCCUUUGAAUUAGUGCUUGUGUUUUAUCCUGCUGCCACAAGAGGGCCAUAUACUAUGUACCCAUUAGGAUCUGACCUAGUUCAUGUGCCACUGUUUGUCAGUCUUUUCGGGGUUCCGAAGAUAGUUGCACGAGUGGUCACUCCUAGAGGGCUUUGGGGAACCCUUAACUCAGUCAUACUUCGUAUCUCUCAACUUGCCGUGUUCUACUUUCGCAGAGCUUAUUGUGCUACAAAAAAUAACAGCUGGACCACAUUGCAUGCAGCUGAGAAAGUCAAGUCAGGCAAACCUGCGUUUUCGACCCUUUCUCCUCUGACCUGUACAAUAAUAUAAGUAGGUUGCGGUAGAACAUCAAAGUUGAUAACAGCCAAUGGACAGUAGUCAUGGGGGGGGGAGGGUCCAAAGGAGUUCAGGCAUGUCACAACCAGGGGUGAUUCCAGUUUAGUUCGGAGAGUGGGCAGGGGAGAGAAAGGAAAGGGAAUCUGCUUAUGUUUUGUCACUGUAAUGCAAUGUGGUAGGAUGCAGAUUCGAACAUAAAGGGCUUAGCAUGGGCCAGGUGAACUUGAGGGUUUUGGUUGACUCCGUGACCGUAGCAAGUAUCCGCUGUCGCAGGAACUUGAAAUGCUGCGCGGCAGCUAAAAAGCUUGAUUGACGUCCGCGCGGUGGCCGCUGUCAACCAAGUAAGCCACAUUUGCGCUAGGGGUGGACUUUUCCACGCCUUGAUCUAGCCAGGCCGGACGGUGCUCCCACGUCUGCUUGAAUGGACACCUUGUCGUUCAGCGAAUAUAACCUGCCCCACAAGGCAAUUGAAAGUAUAGAUGCAUAUUGAAAAAGUCUGAACGGUCAGCCUAUCCCUACCUUACAGAGGGGGAAGAUGCGGAGUUCUUGGGGAACUUAGUCUUGACGGCUGGGUACGUGCGCACAAUAGCGGGGUUCAAGCGAUGUUGUGGAAGUUCGCUGGUCGGAUUCCCUCGAGACAUCAAUAACUCCUUCGACACGCCAGUUUAUGGCGGACUUGAUCAACUUAUCGGGAAACCUUUUUAUUCCUAAUGUUUCGUUGGAGGCUAAUUCGUUCUCCAGCGUAUCUGGAAUGUAUAUUCUCCUAGCUCGGUUGAUGAGGCAACAGACUAGGGUUCGUUUAUGACUUGGCGGGGCGAAACUGUGGAAAUUUGUGUAUUACCCUGUCCACGGUUUUUUUGUGAAACACACUUCUGCGAAUUGUUUCCUUUAUUGUUAUUGUAUUAGCACCGUCCUCACGGUCUGCAUGUUUGGUCAAGAUCCGAUGUGGGCAAUACGUUGUGGACAGUUACUUCACAGGGAAAGUGUUUUGGCAGACGGUAUGGAUGUACACACCUAUUCCCACCUUGCGUCAGAAAGCGGUUAAAAAGAAGGCUGUUGGAAGUGCUCUCCGCGCAAUUACUUCAAAACGCAAAUUAGUGUUCUGCUUUGUCGUUGUCAAAACAUCCGUCCCAUUAAAACUUUACUCCGUUGGCUUUGUGAAUCGUUCAUCAUUACUGAAUGCCUCCUGCAGGCUGGCCACGUGCUGGCCGAUUUUCUCGUGUCUCUAGGACUAUAAAACAAAGCUAUGCAGCAGAAUUUAUUGGCGCCACCCUUAUCCGCUGUUUAGACCACAUUCGAAUAAACGAUACAGUCGCCUAAUAUGUAGUAGAGGAACAAGAAAAGGACGUGGGUAUAAAAAUUGAAUAGAACAAUUUUAUGUUGCUGCUAUUUUCUUGUUUUUCAAUCUUGCCUUACAUUACUUUUUAUUUGCGGAGGGGGCAUCUACAGUGAUGUGUGCACAUGAAUAUAGCGUUGGUUAAUUUUUCAUUAAUCCAGAUAAUCCUCAUUCUGGCCACCAUCUGAGACCUAAAACACGAGCACACUCAUACGCACACACGACAGUUCGACCUUCGAUUUCAUCUAUGUCCACCGUGUGCUCCACAGCAAGGGGAAAGCAGGGAUGGUGGCUUGUGCCCAAAUUAGUUUAUAGUGGCAGCGGACUUGCGCAGCAUCUACCACACUCUCUCCUCCUCCUCCUCCUCCACCUGGGCCUGGUAUCAUAACAGAGACCGAAGGUGGCUGAUACGGCGAAAACCUGCACCUAGCCCUGCUACCACCGCCUGGUCCACAACAAUCACUUGACCAGGAUUUAUAAAAAAAAACAACAAAUAUAGGGCGGCUCGGGUCCCUGUUGACGCAGAGUGAGCCUCCAACGGGACCUACCACUACAUCCUGAAUGUUGGCAUUUGUUAUGGGUGCACAAUCCCCAUAACGUCUACCGGACUCCGACCUAGCCCCUGCGUUGAUCCAUUGCAUCAACCGCUUGAUCCGUUUUAGGGGCAAAACUCGCACUCACACACAACGCAGAUGAUCUACAGCACUACAUAUAACCUAAUUGCAUCAGUGUCUCGUCAACUGGAAUUCUCUGUCGUUGCAGACCGGGUAUUUGGACAAUACGCGUGGACAAUGACCUUGCCAAUUUCAUAUUGACUUUCUGUACGGAUUCAAACUGCCGUUUAUUUUUCAUUUGCUCUUUAUGCUUUGAGGGAACAAGAGGCAUCUGAGAAGUGGUCACGGAAUUUGUUGGCACCAAUAUAUAUAUAUAUAUUGAUAUGGGUAAAGAUUCGAGGUCCAGAUAUUGUAUCCCGUUCAUCAUCCCCCGAAGAAGACGAAGAAGAAGAUGGGGCGAAUUCAUGGACCGAGUUAUAUUUGUACUGACGUUUCGGAAACCCUCUCGUUUCCAUCAUCAGAGUAAUGCGUUGACUGUUCCUGCUGGUCUUGAUUGCGUCAGCCUUGAUACCUGCCUGGUAUUAUAUCCGUGCGCGAGGCAGGUAUCAAGGCUGACGCAAUCAAGACCAGCAGGAACAGUCAGCGCAUUACUCUGAUGAUGGAAACGAGGGGGUUUCCGAAACGUCAGUACAAAUAUAACUCGGUCCAUGAAUUCGCCCCAUCUUCUUCUUCGUCUUCUUCGGGGGAUGAUGAACGGGAUAUAUAUAUAUAUAUAUAUAUAUAUUAUGACAGAUGGGCGCUCAGCGAUCAGGUUACAGAACAUGCUCGUUCUGUUGUGCCUUGGGGCUCAUACUUAAACCCUCGCAGGCAGUCGCACAGCGACUAGUGAUAUAUGUUGAUAAGGUGAUACCGACAAAGAUAAGGGAGACCGGAAUGGCCAUUUCUGGCUUAUUAGCCGUCAUCAGCCAGUCAUACCCAACCCCAAGUGUGGAUCACUUGAGAUUCGAACCCGGGAUCUCUGGUCAUGGAGUGUGACGCUCUACCAUUGAGCCACGGGCCCGUUGUCCUGUCGGUUGUGAUCGGGAAUAUCAAUUAUGACAGAUGGGCGCUCACCGAUCAGGUAAUAUGCACUGUAACAGUCUGGGAGUGGAGGCAAAUCUUGCUACCGUUCAUUUUCAUAGGAGCUAUCGGCAGUUUGUUUUGAAUUGCAAGCACACCAGCCUCUUUUUUCUGUCCAGAACUGCGCUUGCUGUCGGUUAGGUGUGCAUAUCUUCUUGACCCAUCUCUAUUUUUGUGGUUCUGUCUCAGUUAUUUCUAAAUCCAUUAUAUUGCCGACAUUUGUUUGUCAUCGGGAAUAUGGAAGUGUGCUCGACAACAAUUUGCCGGUCGUCUUCAUCUCUUUUUGAACAUAUUUAGUCAGUUAUUGUCUCUCUCUCUCGCUCACCAUCCCUCUUUCGUACUGCAUGCUCGCUCUUGAUGUUCACCCCACCUGCCUGCAGGGUGAUCUGCACAUUGUUGAAGACCUGAGUCUUUCGGAGGAACUGGAGGAGGCGUCACGUUCAGUCUAUGAGCUAGCCAACAACCGUGCUCUCCGACGACUUCGUCUGGAGGCAGCUGAGUCGUCUCCAGAGGCAACAAAUACUACUGCCACCAGUAGGGAUCUUCUGGCCCGGUUGGCCCUCAGUGAGGCCGAAUUAUUGGCCUCUUCGCGUCCACUUGAACAGAGCGAUCUCCACGCGGCCAUGGAGCGAGAGAAUGAGGAGACCGAGGAGCUGCUUGAUCUCAUCAAAGGCGGGAAGGCCGCGGAAGCUGCAAAGGUGGCCUAUGAGGCGGCUGAAUACCUGCGCAGGCUUGUUGACUCCCGCGAGUGGGGCCCCGCGGUACUGUUUAUUACAGAGUGAGUCCCCUGGGAUCCUUCACCGGCCAAAUUCUGAAUUUUUAUACUCGCUGAUGAUAGUUGGUGGAUUUACAACCGCCAGGGCUUCUGGCCAGGCGGCUUUCAAGGCUGCCAAGGCAUUUUCCUGAACUUUCGGCCGCUACGGAGCUGUCUAUCACCUGCUCAAAGUGAUUGCUGACUGGAACUCUAAAUGGUGGGCCACCUGGCCUUGCUAGGCGCUCCAACAGUGUCUGUACAGUGAAGACAAAUUUAUCGCUGAAUCGGGGCUGGUCCUCUGUCCAUGUCUUUAACUUGGGAAAAAUGCAGGUCGAGUACGUGUGUGUGUGUGUGUGUGUGUGCAGACGAGUACCGACGGAGACAAGGGAGACCAGGGGGAGGGGGUCAUUUCUGGCUAGCCAACCACAGGUCCAAGUGACCUCGGCACAUAUUGCUCGUCGUUAUGCGGCUGUCUGCGACGACUGUAGGCACAACGGGACGAACAUGUCUCGUGAUAUGAUCGGCAAACGCCCUGCCUUUUAUAGUGAAUAUUUGCGAUCACAACCAAUAGGAAAGCGGACUCGUCACUCAGGGGUUGGGCGUUAGUAUACUUGACGCUCACUGACCAAAGAACCUGUGUUCGAAUCACAGGUCAUGCAGAUUCAGGGCUGAGUUUAACGGACUGACGACGUCAAAAGAGGCAGAAAUGGUCAUCCAGUUCUCUCCUGUCCUUGUCUGCGCUUCUUCUAAUUUUAUUGGUCGCUUUUCGACUGCCUGCGAGGGCCCUUGUUUUGACUCCAAGGUGCAAGGGGACGAGCACGAUUUGUAACUUGAUUGGCUAACGCCCCGUCCCGUCCCGCCCCCUUUCUCUCCACCGUCAUCCACUGGUGCUUGUACUUAGUUGUACUUGCUACGGCUGCGAUCAUGCCUCCUGAUCUAGCCGGCCUCGAUGAUGUCCACGCGUGACGAUCCGCGGCAGUAGAUCUAGACAGCUCAACCCAUUCUCUUGCCAACAGCAUAUACUGCCCCUUAUUCUGUAAUUUUCAUAUAACUGCCUGCUCAAAAUUGACUGGUUGAAGUCUCGCGGCAGGAUAUGUCAAGCUCAGCUAAGUGACAUUGAUAGUAAUUGGAAUUCAGUUCUCAGGGAGAUAUCGGAAAAUGAGACGUUUUUUUUUCAGAAGAGUUAUGUUGAAUACCUGAAGUUUCGAAUAUCCCUGUCGGUCAUCAAUCUUCAGAAACUGAUAUAUAAUCGAUUCAGAUAAUAUUAUAAGGCAAAGCGAUUACACAUUCCAUCGGACAUGAGAGUGUGGAAGGGUUACAUACCCUGCUGGGUCGCAGGUAGCGUCGGCUGUGGGGAGCCUUUCCCCACACAGGAUUUGGUUCAUCAAAGUUAACGCUACGGAAACAGCUUCGAAGGCAUCGUUUCCUACAAAGUUUUUGCAAGGUGUGAGUGUAACAUCAUUGCUAGAUAACCCCUCCCCCUCCCCCACCCCAAGAACGACUGACCCUGUCACAUAAGACCCAAACAGAGUUCAGCGAAGUGUAACACACAUGAAGCAGACACGCUCUCCCCCUCUUCUUCAUCCUUCAUCAAUAUGGUGUGUGGUUUUUGUACAUAUCAGUUGUCUCCUCUCUUCUUCACAUAGAGGGGAGGCUUUUCUCGGAAAGCAACCGGAUGAUGCAAGCCCCCCUUCAACAGCCAACCUGGCGAUAGCCCUCGCCUGCGCGAGCUACGCACAGUAUAUCGACUCCGAGGUCGCCCCCGAGGCCGCUGUACACAGCCCUCCAGUCGGCAGCAUGGCGGCCGCCCCCCGGGCCCUUCAUCCGGGUCGUGGGUUGACGCUGAUGCCUCUGCACGGUCUAAACGUCUGGUCUAUGGUGCACCACGACACUCUGGUGCUUACACGACGCAGCCUGGAUCUCUUGGAGGCGCGUCUGCUCGACGCACAGCGAAAAGUGAAUGGCCAACUGCAUCAACAGCAGGCACUUCGGGGAGAUUAUGACGGUCCCCCACUUGCUGACGAUUGGUUGAUAGAUGAGCAGGGUUAUGGACUUGGUCUAGAUGACGUGGAUCCAGAACCGCGGAGAAAUCGCCAUUUCUCAGAACGUCUAAAGGACCUGGACCUCCUGCGCAAACGCCUCUCUUGA
Messenger RNA from Spirometra erinaceieuropaei, 7183 nucleotides. The record is from the annotation of a GenBank genome assembly. NCBI's taxonomy places the organism in Eukaryota, Metazoa, Platyhelminthes, Cestoda, Diphyllobothriidea, Diphyllobothriidae.